Priapulus caudatus is the source of this 1846-nucleotide messenger RNA. Its product is annotated as J domain-containing protein DDB_G0295729-like. The record is from RefSeq and is a predicted model, not a curated record. The coding region runs from base 744 to 1214 and encodes 156 amino acids. The transcript has 2 exons. NCBI's taxonomy places the organism in Eukaryota, Metazoa, Priapulida, Priapulimorpha, Priapulimorphida, Priapulidae.
CAUAGUAAAUGGCGCGAGCGGUGAGUUGGGAGGUGGCUGCAGUAGCAAUGAUUUAGUUCGCCUUGAACGAUUCUGGUAUCAAAUAUAGUGUGCACAGGCAAAAUUGUCUACAUGACCUCGGGAUCGUGUGUGUUGGCAAAGUUGCUACGUUAGAAGCAUAGAUUGGCAUAUAUGCAGUGCCAUAAUCCAAGCAUGAUUGCCGUAACAUUACUAGUACUACCACCACCACCAGCUAGCACACAAAAGAAACGCUGAGCUAAUUGAGCAAACCAGUUCUACCUGCACUGCAGGCUGCAAACAGGAGUAUGAGUAUGAAAAGCACGAGUGAGUCGAGUUACGGAUCCAUAACUGGCGAAGUGCAGCAUCUGUACUGCAUCUCGCACUGGUGACGUGAUCUGACCUUUCAUUUCCAAAGAAUAUGAGACUAUUUAAAAGAAUACGCUUUCCAAACGCCUAUCGCGUUCCGCCGACUGACUUCAACUAUUGAGCAUAGCGCUCACGCCAGGCCUGUCGUAGCAUCCACGUGUGUACCCGACGAUUAACGCUUGGCACGUACUGAAACACUCGGCGAGUGGGAAUCUUGUGAGAUCCGGCGGCGGUGGGUUCACGGAUGGCCACGGAACGCGUCGAAUUCAGGCAGGCGACGCGAUCGCGGCGUUAAAACUCGUCCGUGGGCAAUCCCUCACAUCGCCGCGCCGCGAAAAAUGGCGGCAUAAGAUGGUGAUGACGCCAUCGUCAGCGGCAUGGAGCAGCAUCACCACCAGCAACAGCAGCAGCAGCAGCAGCAGCAGCAGCAGCAGCAGCAGCAGCAGCAGCAGCAGCAGCAGCAGACGCCCGUGCUACACAAGAAGGGCAUACUGAGCUACUUUCGCAAGCGCAGCACGCGCCACGAUGGCUCCUCGCCGAACCGCUCACAGUCGGCGAGCCCCAAGGUUGAGCGCAAGCGCGCCUCGUCCGAGCGUCUGUCGGACACGACCCAAGAGAGGUACACCGGCGACGCCGUCUCCUUCUGCGACUCACAGCAUUCGACGGCCGACGAGGAAGAUGGCGGCGUCGGAGCAGAGUCGCUGCUCGAAAUGCAGGUGAGAGAGUGCUGGGUGGUCGACGGUAGCACCUGCGCAUGUUUUUGUCGGCGUGAUUGGGGUGUCCCUUGCAUGUUGGGGUUAUUUCAGGUCCGGGUCUUACUGGAUGCAUUUUUUCGUUCUAGUUCUUGAAUCACCAGCCGACAUUUUUAGCCACAUCAUAUUUAUAAAAAUUUUGAAAAGGGCCCUGGACGAUUUUGCCGAUUUUUGCCUUGGAUGCACUAUUUUUUACCUUAUUUGAAUGAUUUUAGCAGUUUGGUGCAGCUUUUAUGGUUAUUAAAUGCGGUAAACCCUACACGCUGUAUGUGGCAAUUUGUGUGGAUACAGCUGAACGGCUGGUUUCACUUGGAGAUGCAAUUGAUUUUGUGUGUUUUCCGUUCAUGAUCUGUUUCUAUUAUCUAGAUUGAACGGUUAAUUGUUUUUUAAGACGUUUUUGUGGACAAACGGUGACUAGCAUUUCGCUUUUGUUUGAGAUACCUUGGAUAUUUAAGUAUUUCAUGCAGUAAAAUUGAUUCGUGUUGCUUACGUUGCUUGCUUAUGUCUUGCAUCAUGAAAGAUAUCGUCUGUUUAGUGCCAUUUGUUUUUGACGUCGGUUCGUUUUGUACUGAGGUGAUACGCGUAAAAACGCUUCGUAAAUUUAUUAUGUGUGAUAGCAAGGAUAAUUUUACUACAAACUUGUAAAUCCUCGCAAGCAAGUGUUUAAAUAUUCCUACUGCGGGCUCGUCCUUGAAGGAUUAAUUAAAUUAAAUCAUUGUUAAUGUUAA